Messenger RNA from Myotis myotis, 3169 nucleotides. RefSeq names its product exocyst complex component 3 (gene EXOC3). NCBI's taxonomy places the organism in Eukaryota, Metazoa, Chordata, Mammalia, Chiroptera, Vespertilionidae. The transcript is spliced from 13 exons. Gene Ontology annotation, biological process: exocyst localization; exocytosis. Gene Ontology annotation, molecular function: SNARE binding. The coding region runs from base 656 to 2893 and encodes 745 amino acids. The record is from RefSeq and is a predicted model, not a curated record. Gene Ontology annotation, cellular component: exocyst.
AGGAACUGUAUUUAAAGGGCCAGAAGGUUGAGAACCACUGCCUUAGGCUAUCCUCUUCAGUGUUUUUGUGAAAGUGUGUGGAAACGGGGAAUGGAAAUUUUAGGGAGAGGGUGGGACUUACUCAUAUUUUUGAGACGUUGUGGACAGAAAACACGCAUGGAGAUGGAAGUUCGGUGACGGAAGUUAAGGGGAAUGGAUUCUUGUUUCAUCCUCUCGUUUGCCACUCUCACCAAAUCUCUCUUUUGGCUCCAGGACCAGGAUGUGGGUAGAGCUGGGUGGAAGGCAGGUUUGCUUAGUUUCAGAGCAUUUGUGCUGUACAGUGGAAUGGUAGGCUGUGUGCUGGGACUUGGACUGGGGUGGUGAGGUGUGCUGUCCCUGUGCUAAGACAUUCUGGCGCGGCUGCCCCACUGGCACGGCCAAGGGGCGGUGUGAACGCUCUGGAAAUAAGAACGGGUCCUGUCUGGGCAAGAGAAACGCCUUGGAGACUGACGUCUAAUAUGCUGAGUGGUCUGGGGUCCACAUAGGAAUAGUGUCCAUAUCUCAUACCCGUGAAUGCCUCUGCUCCCCUUCAAGGUAGAACUUCCUCCAUCUUGGAGUCGUGAAGGGUACGUAACUCGAGUAUGUCAGGUUCGGAGAUCCCACCUGCUUUUUAGCCAUGAAGGAGACAGACCGGGAGGCUGUGGCAACAGCGGUCCAAAGGGUUGCUGGGAUGCUUCAGCGCCCGGACCAGCUGGACAAAGUGGAGCAGUAUCGCAGAAGAGAGGCCCGGAAAAAGGCCUCCGUGGAGGCCAGAUUGAAGGCAGCUAUCCAGUCUCAGUUAGAUGGGGUGCGCACAGGCCUGAGCCAGCUCCACAAUGCACUGAACGACGUGAAGGACAUCCAGCGGUCCCUGGCCGAUGUCAGCAAGGACUGGAGGCAGGGCAUCAACACCAUCGAGAGCCUCAAGGACGUGAAGGAUGCUGUGGUGCGGCACAGCCAGCUCGCUGCUGCUGUGGAGAACCUCAAGAACAUUUUCUCAGUGCCAGAGAUUGUGAGGGAAACCCAGGACCUCAUAGAGCAAGGGGCGCUCCUGCAGGCCCACCGGAAGCUGAUGGACCUGGAGUGCUCCCGAGACGGGCUGAUGUACGAGCAGUACCGUAUGGACAGUGGGAACACUCGUGACAUGUCCCUCAUCAACAGCUAUUUUGGGAGCACACAGGGGCUCUCUGAUGAACUGGCGAAGCAACUGUGGAUGGUGCUACAGAGGUCGCUGGUCACCGUCCGCCGUGACCCCACCUUGCUGGUGUCCGUUGUCAGGAUCAUUGAAAGGGAAGAAAAGAUUGACAGGCGCAUACUUGACCGAAAAAAGCAAACUAGCUUUGUUCCUCCAGGGAGGCCCAAGAAUUGGAAGGAGAAUAUGUUUAAAAUCUUGGACAAAACUGUAAUUACCAGAAUCGAGGGCACACAGGCUGACACCAGGGAGUCUGACAAGAUGUGGCUUGUUCGCCACCUAGAAAUCAUAAGGAAGUACGUCCUAGAUGACCUCAUCGUUGCAAAAAACCUGAUGGUUCAGUGUUUUCCUCCCCAUUAUGAGAUUUUCAGGAAUCUCUUGAGCAUGUACCACCAGGCCCUGACAAUACGGAUGCAGGAGCUUGCAUCAGAAGACCUAGAAGCAAAUGAGAUUGUGAGCCUGCUGACUUGGGUUUUAAACACCUACACGAGCACAGAGAUGAUGGGAAAUGUGGAGCUGGCCCCAGAAGUGGAUGUCAGCACCCUGGAGCCUUUGCUUUCUCCAAAUGUGGUCUCUGAGCUCCUGGACACAUACAUGUCAACUCUCACUUCAAACAUCAUUGCUUGGUUGCGGAAAGCUCUAGAAACAGACAAGAAAGACUGGAUAAAAGAGACUGAGCCUGAAGCCGACCAAGAUGGGUACUACCAGACAACACUCCCGGCCAUCGUCUUCCAGAUGUUUGAACAGAAUCUUCAAGUUGCUGCCCAGAUAAGUGAAGAUUUGAAAACAAAGGUACUAGUUUUGUGUCUUCAGCAAAUGAAUUCUUUCUUAAGUAGAUACAAAGACGAAGCUCAGUUGUAUAAAGAGGAGCACCUGAGAAACCGGCAGCACCCGCACUGCUACGUCCAGUACAUGAUCGCCAUCAUCAACAACUGCCAGACCUUCAAAGAAUCCAUAGUCAGCUUAAAGAGAAAGUAUUUAAAAAAUGAAGUGGAAGAAGGUGUGUCUCUGAGCCAGCCAAGCAUGGAUGGGAUUCUGGAUGCCAUCGCCAAGGAGGGCUGCAGCAGCCUACUGGAGGAGGUCUUCCUGGACCUGGAGCAACAUCUCAGUGAGCUGAUGACAAGAAAAUGGCUGUUGGGAUCGAACGCUGUAGACAUCAUUUGUGUCACCGUGGAAGACUAUUUCAAUGAUUUUGCCAAAAUUAAAAAGCCGUAUAAAAAGCGGAUGACGGCGGAGGCACACCGGCGCGUGGUGGUGGAGUACCUGCGGGCUGUUAUGCAGAAGCGCAUCUCCUUCCGCAGCCCUGAGGAGCGCAAGGAGGGCGCCGAGAGGAUGGUCCGGGAGGCCGAGCAGCUGCGCUUCCUGUUCCGCAAGCUGGCGUCUGGAUUUGGAGAAGAUGCAGACGGGUACUGUGAUACGAUCAUCGCUGUUGCAGAAGUGAUUAAGCUGACAGACCCAUCCCUGCUCUACCUGGAAGUCUCGACUCUGGUCAGCAAAUACCCAGACAUCAGGGAUGACCACAUCGGCGCGCUGCUGGCCUUGCGAGGGGAUGCCAGCCGGGACAUGAAGCAGACCAUCAUUGAGACACUGGAGCAGGGGAACACACAGGUGAAUCCAAACUAUGUGCCCAUCUUCAGGGAAAUUAUAGUUCCCAGUCUGAACGUGGCCAAGCUCCUCAAGUAGCCUUUCAGGUUCUGUCUGACCUGUGGUUGGGGCGCAUCUUCAUCUCACGAUCUUCAUCCCAUGUGCGACAUCCAGUGUGACUCAUGUUGCCGAGAUCAAGGCUGCCUGACCGACAGGUGCUCUGGUGGCACGUUCUGACCCUCUCAUCUUGUUGUGGCCCAGCUUUGUGGGCAGGAUCCUGGCUGACUUCUGGUUCACCUCUCGUCUCACUCCCUUCUGUAGUAUCAGCACUUCCGAUGCUGCUGUUCAAUAAAAGUAAACGCUGUGGGGAAUGAG